Messenger RNA from Oryzias latipes (Japanese medaka), 6952 nucleotides. RefSeq names its product pleckstrin homology domain containing, family M, member 3 (gene plekhm3). The record is from RefSeq and is a predicted model, not a curated record. NCBI's taxonomy places the organism in Eukaryota, Metazoa, Chordata, Actinopteri, Beloniformes, Adrianichthyidae.
CCGGAACCUUUGUCCUGUCGUAUGUUAUACUUCCGGAUCUUUUACUGCGACGGACUAAAGAAUGACAUAAUGGUAAACACAGUAAGAGCAGUUGGAAAACACUUCAGCCUGAUGACCUUAAAACCACCUGAUUGGCCAGAAGAACACGCUGAGUAACCCGUUGGACGUCUGACUCCGGGCUCUGAACAGUCAGACGGAAUUAGGUGCGUUUGGCCAUGCUCUUUAGUUUCCCACCCAAAUUGGAUUGUUAUUCGGAGAACAAGCCAAGAUUAGCCUCUGACAGGAAGCCACAGCAGCUCAGCCUCCAUCAAGAAAAGGCCACAUCUCCCUUCCAGACCCAGAGGACGACCUCUUGACAGGAAGACCGUAAAAGUCAAAGCCCUGAACCGUGCCGCCGCUGACAGCAGUUUGUAAAUCAAGCAGACAUCCUGUCACCAUUGCUGAAAUAGUAUAAUGUCUUAACCAUUUCUUCUUGGACAUGUGGCUGCUGCUAACAGAAUUAUUGGGUUUAUCUUGGAAGACUCUCUGGUUUUGAUAUUUAUUGCUCAGGGGGCAGCCAUGGAGGGGCUUGAGCAGCUCGAUGUGGUGGGAAGCAUCAGCCCGGCCCUGGAGGCAACGGAGGACUUCCUCCACUGCGUGGACAGGAUGCAGAGCCAAGGUCCGAGCCAGGCGCAAAAAAGCAACCAUCAGCCGAAGCAGCUGUCGGACGUGUCUAGUGCUGCGCUCGGGAGGCUGAGCUCCAGUGGCGUGUGGGGCCUGCUCGCCGAGGAGCAGCCGGAGGUCGGGCCGCUCGGCCUGACGUGGGCCGACAACGUCAGUGUGCUGGGUUUGGGGAUUGGCUUGAGACACGGCAAGAGGAGCAGAGCCCGCUCCACCAAUGACCUGGCAGCCCAAGCCAACGAUUGCACCAACAAUACCUCGUCAAAGUCCGUGUUCAAGAAGGGACACAACCGAUCCCGAUCGGACGUCAAUUACCGGCCAUCGGCUUUUACCGACAACGGUUUGCCUGCAGUGGACUGCAACCUGCUGAAAAACAUGAUCCUCAACCAUCAGCAAGCAACUGAUAAAAGCAACAGUAGCAGCAGCAGUGUGGUGAAGCAGGGUGAGAUGGAUCAGCGUGAGGGGCCGCGGGGCCGCUGGACUCCCUGCUUUGUGCAGCUGACUCCUUGCGAGCUCCGGCUGUACACCCUGGACAGCAGUGCCAACCGCCAGCUGGGCACCGCCUACUCGCUGUCGCAUUGCCAGAGUGUCACCUCACCAGCUCCCUGCAGCCAGCCCGCUCAGAUCAGCCAGCCUGCUGACCAACGCACGCUCCAGGCUGUGUUCUUCAGCAGCACACAUCUGCAGCUCAGAGCAGCCAGUCAGUGGGAAGCCAUGCAGUGGCGGAGGCUGAUAUGGGAGAAGGUGCAGGCGGUUAGACCCACGAGGCAGGAAAACUGCCACCACAAGAGUGGAACAGAAAUUCAACAGAUGAACAAAUUCCCAGUACCCAUGUCGCCUUCCUCAUCGCCUUCUCCAUCUGCCCUUGACACCAGACCUGAUGGUGACAGCGAUACGCCGACUCCAGCAGAACCUUCUUGUGGUGUGCUGAGCAGACCCACCACUCUGCCUCUGUUCACCCAACACCCCCAGGAUGUACUCAAAGCUGGUGUGCUUCACCAGCUGAUGGAUCAAAACUACUGGAGAGCUUUCACAUUUGUUCUUACUCAAUCUACUCUCCAGGUCUUCCCCACAGAAGGCCGAGGACCCGUCUCCCAACCUGUUCUCCAGUAUUCCCUUGCCUCCUGCUUGACUGUACAGCACAAUAAAGAGAAUGAAGAGCCGUGGGGUCAAGGAGAUGAGUUUUUUCAGGUUGUUUUCCCAAAAGAAGUGCUAAAAUUUCAGGCAGACGAUCAUCUGAAGGCUAGGGAGUGGGUGGAAGCUCUCCGAGAGGUGAUGGGGGCACAGAGACCUGCAGAAGAAGAAAAGGAGUCAAUCGAAAGACCUCAAGAUCUUCAAGGACUGCUGCUGAGAUCAAAACCUGUUCGAGACAGGAGGCAGAGGGAGGCCCAAAGAGCUAAGCGGCAGUCAGUCACCACCAGCUUCCUCAGUAUUCUUACAUGCCUGGCAGUGGAAAAGGGGCUCACUGCACAGAGCUUCAGGUGUGCAGGUUGUCAGCAUCCGAUUGGUCUAUCCAGAGGGAAAGCCAAAGUGUGUUGCUACAGCGGCUGGUACUACUGCCAGAGCUGCCAUCAGGACAACUCCUUCCUCAUCCCUGCACGCCUUCUGCACAACUGGGACACCACGAAACACAAGGUAUCUGAACAGGCCAAGGAGUUCCUGGAGUUUGUGUAUGAAGAGCCACUGCUGGACGUGCAUCAGCUCAACCCCUGCCUGUACCAGCACUGUGAGCCUCUCAGCAUCGUGUUGCGUCUCCGUCAGCAGCUCCAGUCACUGCGGGCCUACCUGUUCAGCUGCCGAGCAACCAUCGCUGAAGACCUCAGACGGAGGAUUUUUCCCAGGGAAUACCUGUUACAGCACAUUCACCUGUACUCCCUGGCUGACCUGCAGCAGGUCAUCGAUGGGAAGCUAGCUCCCUUCUUGACCAAGGUCAUCAAGUUCGCCAGCGCUCACGUGUUCAGCUGCAGCUUGUGUCGGGAGAAAGGCUUCAUCUGCGAGCUCUGCCACGACGGCCAGGUCAUCUACCCCUUCCAGGAGAACGCCACCCGAAGCUGCGACCUCUGCGGCGCCGUUUUCCACACAGAGUGUCGGCAGAAAGCUCAGCCGUGUCCUCGCUGCGUCCGAAGAGAGCUGCACCACAAGAGGCCGUCGUCCUUCUGGUCGCCUGACGACGACAGCCCCGACUGCUUCCACCUGCCCUACCAGAACACCUGAGAACGGACGGGACGCCGCCGCCACCGCCUCCUUCGACAGAACGCCCGCCGUUGUCGUCCGUCUGCAGGUCAGAGCGCUCCAUCCUGCCGUGGUGCUCUGGUGUUCUGAGCCCCUUCAGCUCCUGCGUCAGGGGCAACAGAAGUCCCCCCUCCCCACCUUCACGCACAAACCCUCACGUAACGUACGCCGCACACGAGAAAAGACGACGCUGUAAACAACACGGAUUCAUUGGAAGGUCUACUUUAGUCUUAAUCUGAUUUUCUUUGUCUUUUUUUGCCACAGGAAAACAAAAUAUUUGACCAAUUUGGCAACUUGUUUACAAAAGCACAAGAAAUGCUGCUUUAUAUGUGCAGAAACGAUCAACCUGAGCCGACAGCUACAUUUCUUUGUUUGUUAAAGUUCUGAUGAAUAAAAUGAAAAUAAAGCUUUGCAGGAAAAGGUUCUUUAAAGCAUUUACCUAAAGCAUUAAAGUUUAUUAAACAUUAGAGGCUACAUUUUGUGUCUUGAAGCAAAAUCAGGUUUUCUAAUAAAUCAUGAAGGUGUUCUGCAUAAUCUGUGUUAAAAAGGGAAAAAAAAAACAUUUCAAUGAUGAGAUUUUAGGAUUUUUAGUUGUAUGUAAAAAAUUAAUCUUGUUUUUGUUCAUUUGUCUGCAGUUUUAUUGUAAUAAACCCAAAAGCUACUCAAACAAACAUAAAAAAUGGUGAUUUUGCUUUUUAACCAUAGGGAGAAGGUGUCUCCCUAAAGAAAACAAAUUCUUUAGUUGUUGUUUUUUUCUCUUUUCAGUUCACUUUUGACAUUAAACUCCAGGAUCACAAGUUUUGAAUUUUUCAUUUCCAGACUCUAAACUUCUUUUCCCUUUCCCUCCAAAUAUUUAGCAUGUCGAUGUAAAUAAAAGAUUUGUAUCAUUUCUCCCUCCAUGACCGUGUAAGAAGCAAAGCCUUUUUUAAUCUAAAAAGGGACUUUGUGGCUACUACUGUAUGAUACAAAGGCGCAAUAAUCUCCUGCAACCCCGUUCUCUUGUUGUUGCCUUCCCCUCCCAGGUAAUCCCCUUCUUCCCUCUUGUGCUUUAUUCCUGCAGAAACUGUAAGACAUAAUGUCACCUUUAGCUUUUAGCAUCUCUAUGCAACCUAGACGGCCUUUAGAAUCCACUGUUUCCUGUCAGAAAAACAGCUUUUCUUACAUUUAUUUCCUCCCCACUUCUUAGUUCUGCAGUUGUCCAAAGCUUCUGUUCAACCUUGGCUUAUUUUUUACAUUGUCUUUGUUUUUUGUUUCAGUUUAAGUUAAAAAUCUUAAAAGAACAAAAAAUAGAAUAACUGUUUUAUUUAUUUAUAUUUGAGCAUUCGAAGUUGCACUUUCUGAUUUUUAAGCUUAAAAAAAUCGACAACCAGGAGAAAAGGUUCAUGGUUUGCAGCUUUAACUGGAAAAAAAAAUGUUAUGAACCAGAAAUGUGUUGUUUCCUCCCAUAUUUUUUUUCUACAAACAAACUUGAGCUUCUAUAUUAUUGUUACCCUUUGUUUGAAUAUUUUUCAGCAUCUCUAAAGUUAAUUUAGCUGCAGGUUGAAACCCAUGAAAAAAGGAUUUUCUAACACAGACUGACACUUGUGUUUAAGAAGCAUGCGGAGAAACUAUAGACUGAAGCUGAAUAGAGGAUUUAGUUUAGAGUGCUGCUAUAAAAGGGCACGGAUGUGUUUUUAUUUCCUAAAAGUUGCAGCUAAAUCUUUUUGCUGAAAGUAUUCUCUUACAUGACGGUUUCCACUGGUGUUCUGUCCCGUGUGAUGUGGAGCCCAGCACAUUUCAGGGAUCUUUGUUUUUAUUGUCACACAAACCAGAGUCUCCUCAUCUUCAGGAAAAGAACAUCCGUCCAUCCAUCUUUGGAUCCUGUCCAAUCCCUUUCAGGCCUCGUCCACAUCGCCCUCGGGAACGCGCGCUCAGGCGGCCGCCCCCAAAUGAAAAUGUAAAUGUGUCAUUUCGGGCUCCCGCGUUCAGAACUCUGCUGUUUAACCCUAGAGCACUGUCGCUUGGUGAUUUUCGCCCAAGCAAAACUAUUGACAUGAAUUUCAAAAUGUUGCGUGUGGAGGAGUCUGUGCCUUCACCAGGGAAGUCUCAGUUGUCCCAGGAACAGGUGGACCAAAGACCAAGUUUCUAGUCUCAUUUUAUUAUUUUUUAGAAAUUUCUGUUCUCAAAUUCCAAAUAUUUCAGUAAUUUUUGAGCAAGUUUUUAGAAACUUCCUGGGUUGUUUUUUUUUUUUCUUUUCAUCUUGUUACACAUACCAGUUUGUAAAUAAAAGAAAACCACUAUAAUUUAUCAUGUGUUGUCAUGGUUUGAUCUAUUCUUUUUUUUUAUGACAAGUACUUUUUGUUUGGGUACAUCAUAUGAGAUACAAAUUACCCGGCAAAAGUGAUGGAGUAACUUUUUAUAGCAAAAGUGUUCUAGGGUUAAGACAGUUUUUGAGCUUUACGCACAAUAAUCGCAGCCAUUGAAAGUUCGGACUUCGGAGUCCCUGAUUGGUCGGACUUCGACCAAUCAGGGACUCUGAUUUAGUAGUGAUCCAUGCAUGGCGUCCCUUUAGUUCACAGAAGUUCCAACCGUUGGAAGAUUGCUCACAGUGUCAAUGACUGCGGUUUGGACGGAAUUCUAUGACAGCGACUCUUUCAUAUAUCGGAAUAGAGCUGUGAAAGAAAAAGCCUGGAGAAAGAUUCACGACAUUUGCAACACUUUGACAUUUCGUACCAAGCCUCUUCCAGCCGUAGGAGGUGGAGGUGCGCUAGCAAACUGUAGAAAAAGAAGAAGAAAACUAAAUGCACCUUUAAGAUCCCGUGUUUGGUGCGUUCUUCUAAAACGACAUCACACCCAGAUUGAUAUCUGGUUUGGUUUAUUUUGAAUGACAGAUAUGACAGAUAAUAAAAUCCCCAUUUUCAGCAUCUCAGAAAGCAGGAAGGAACAAAAUCCUGCUUAGGAAAUGAAACCAGCAUUUCUAUUCAGCCUGGGGUUCUGCUGACCUUUGACUUCAUAAAACACAGUGGCAGUUGUCAUUUCUUCUCCAACUGUUUCCAUCUCAUUGGACCUCCAGCCUCCUGGAGGUCCAGCGACCGGCUUGUGUCACGACGAGCUCUGGUGUCCCGUCCUUCUUGGUUAGGAGGUUCAUCAUCCCAGUUGCUGUUAAAUCCUCUCUUCUCUGGGAUUUCGAGGUGAUCUCAUGUCCGUUAAAGGUCCAGGAGAUCAGUGGCGGUGGUUUGAAUGACCUCACUCGUGUAAAAGUCUUCAAGCUGUUUUUCUGAGAUGCUGAGUUUCAAGUUUUGGCCGUCAUUGUAAAAUAUAAUCAUCAGAAGCCAAUGAAAUCAUACAAAAUAUAGAAAAGAAAAACUUCUAUGGUGAGAAUCGGUGAAAAGUCAACAGUUAGUUCUCUGAAAUGAUCCUGUGAAGGAAGAGUGUCCUGCUUUGUGUGGCUGUAACUCAACACAGCAUAAAGAUGUCCGAUUGGUCAAAAUAACCCCUCAAAACUGUGGAAGUGACAUCUAAAUGAAUCUUAAAGUGCUGGGCUCUGCAGCUUGUUUUAAUGUAGCCAAAGAUGCUCUAAUGUGGCAUCUGCUCAUCCAUUUUAUUUCUAUGUUCCUGUUUUGCUCUGAUUGUUUACUGACACAACUUGAAAAAGUCCUGUUGUGCGUUCUUUCUUUCUCGUAUUUAAGUUCUGUAAAAGCACUGAUCGGGAUCAUCUCCAUGACGACUUCUUCUAAUGAAGGAUUUUGGAAUAAAAAAUGGGACGACGCAUUUGUUUUGACGUAGAUUUUAUGCGCCAACGUGUUUUUCGGCGUCCGGAGGGUCACCACGGACAAAGAUAUUGUACAGUAUUUAAGCAGAACGGCUGGACUUCAACCUUUUUGUCCUGCACUUCUAAAACUUUUUACUGGUCGAGAAGUGUUUUAUUUUGCUUUCUUUGCAGCCAAACUCUUAUGCAAGUAAGAGAGAGUCAUUUUAUUGUCGGUGGUUUUUAAUCUAAUCAGCUCUACUUAUGUCUGUUUUUGUUCAGAUCGACCCAAAAGCCUCUGAUGCCAAUAAAGAUAAACUUCUUAACUCUGGA